Messenger RNA from Gorilla gorilla gorilla (western lowland gorilla), 4132 nucleotides. It is a transcript of the gene C1H1orf167, whose product is annotated as chromosome 1 C1orf167 homolog. NCBI's taxonomy places the organism in Eukaryota, Metazoa, Chordata, Mammalia, Primates, Hominidae. The transcript has 20 exons. The record is from RefSeq and is a predicted model, not a curated record. Bases 171 to 4100 code for a protein of 1309 amino acids.
GCCCGCGACCUGCCGACCUGCGGGGAUCGUUAGCGGUCCCAGCCCCCGUCUAGAUUCAAAUCCGACUGGGUGAAGGAGGACCCGAGGAGGACCCACGCACGGCCCAUCUGAUUAAACAGACCAGGCCACUCACUGUGGAGUGGACCAAGGAUACUCCUGUCCCUGAGCCCAUGGAGCUAAGGUCUGAUGCCAGCCACAAGGAGAAUGUGUCCCCAAAGCCUGAAGCGCUCCCGAAGCCAGAGCAACGAAGAUUCUGGAGGAGCCUGGGCAUCAGCCUGAGCGGUAGACAUGACCAGUGGGUGCCCGGGUGCCAGGUGGAGAGGGGAGGGCCUGCUGCCACACCCUCCCCAGGGGCAGUGCUAGACCAGGAGCCCUGCCGAGUCCAGACCAACCUGGCCAGCCCUGGUCCCCGCCUGGGCCUAGCUCUGAAGGACACGACUGGCCAACUGGUCAAUUCAAGCUUCUGGCAACAGAGCAACCUGCAGUCCCUGGCCAGGAGGCGCCAAGGGAAGGCCCGAGAGUUUGCCAUCCAGCAGAGCAACCUGAGCAUCAACGAGACCAGCAGCCCCCACCUCUUCCCAGAGCCUGGGGGGAGCUUUGGGCCCCGCAAGCUGCCCUGGGGUCCUCUCCUAUCCCAAGAGCCACUGGCUCGCCCAUCUCCCUGCCUGAGGCAGUCCAGGCUGCCGGCCCCAGGCACCCCUAGCGGGGACUUCAGGCCCACUGAAGCCUUUGCCCCUCUCGAUGGGCACACACAGCCAGGCCUCAGAUCCUGGGGUGGUCUGGGGAGCUGGAGGUCCAGGCUGGUGGGGGAACCUCUCACCCUGGAGGACCUGGCUGUCCCCAGUCAGAACCAGACUCAGGCCCCAUCCCAUGCUGCCGUCCACCAGCUGCUGGCUUCUGUACAUUGCCUGGCGCAGGAGGCAGCCCGACUCAGGUCCCAGGCACCCCAGGAACCCCCCGGUGCUGUGCAGCAGGACCUCUGGACCGGCGACGGCCAGCCAUUCUCCGCCCACCCCCAGCCCAGCCAGCCUGUCCUUGCUUCCUCGGAUGGGAGGAGGAGACGCCUUCGAGGCCACAGGGAAACUGCGGCUUUCUUGGAGACCCCGGCUAGUCUCUCAGACUCUUGGGCACACAGCAAGCUAAUGUCACCUGAGACCACUCUGGGGACACGGACCGAGGAUUCCCUUAAUCCUGAGCAGGGGCUCCCUCCUGCCCACCUCCUAGGGUCAGGGGACAGCUGCUCCCCCUGGUCUCAAGAUGGCAGGGCACAGAGGGGUGACCCCAGUCUCCCUCGAGGGGUGGGAAGCAGGGAGACCGACCCCUGUUCCUCAGCCUUCUCCAACACAGCCUGGGGAGUCUCACCCAAGCAGAAAGGAGAGGAGGGGGCCCUGAGGGAGUGGGUCCACAGGGAGGAGGAGAGGACAACUUUCCAUCUGUCAGACACAGUCCCAGCGAGCAGUGCGUCGAAGAACAAGGCACAAAACAUCAUAGCCCCGGAGUCUGAGGCAAUCUGCUGGCAGCUGUUGUCCAGAUGUUUUCGAUCCUGGAGGCAUUUGGUGAAGAGGCAGCGGGAGCCAGCGGCGGCGGCAGUGGCACUGGGCCGCUGGCAGCUGUUGCGAAAGGGCCUUCAGGCCCUGUGGCUCCGGGAGGCUCAGCUGGAGGCAGCAUGGGGGCAGUACACAAAGGUUCUGCUGAUCCGGAGCUUCCGAGAGUGGAGAAACCUGGCUUUACAGCAGAAACAAGUACAGCCCCACAUGCAGGCUGGGCCAGGGUCCCCGCCCUCCAGGAGAGCCCAGGGCAAAGGCCUCUCCUUGGGAAGAAGCACAGUGGUGGACCCCGCCCAGAGAAGCAGGCUGGAACACACCAGUCCAGGAAGUCUGAGGGAGGAGGAGAGAGCUCAGUGGCUUCUGUCACAUCCUAGGCAGAGAACAGACAGCAGACACGAGAGAGUCCAGAUCCUGCAGGCCCUGCAACUGGCUGUGUUCUUCCUGUGGUGCCAACAGAAGAAACGGGCCAGACAGGAGAGGGAGACUCUGCAGAAGGCCACCAGGGCCACACAGAGGACAGGGAGCUUCCCCCAGGCCUGGCACUCUACUGCUGCAGGUGUAGCCUGGGUGGCCCCACUGAGCCCCCAGCACCAGAGAGCUUGGCUGUGCAGGUGCUUCGGGGCGUGGCAGCAGUUCGUGCAAAGAGGGUCCCGGUACCGAGACCACCUGGCUGACCGCCGGACGGGGACCCUGAGGAAAUGCCUGGAACAGUGGGUGCAGAUGAAGCAGCUCCGGGAAUCAGAUGGGGCAAAGGUGACCCAGCUGUCCCUCUGCCGGCAGAAAGCAGGACGUGAGGCUGUCUACACCGCAGGCCCUGGAGCCUGUGGCCUGGGUGCAGUGGGCCAGGCCCAGGGGCAGCAGGAGCAAGGCUGGGGCUCCCUGCAGGAUGCGUGCCGGACACUGGCCCUCUGCUGGGCGCUGCUGCUGUGGAAGAUGCGGCUUUUCCAGCGCCAGUGGGCCAACUCCUUCUUCCAGGGCCUGCAGCAGCAGAUGCUGCAGCGCAGCCUGAGAUGGUGGCACUUGAGGGCAUUGGGCCCAGACGCCACAGCAAGCUGCACCAAGACCCCCUCGGCUCUGGAGCCACUGGGCAGCAGCAUACUCCAAGACUCUCUGGAGAAGGUUCCCAGGGCCCCCACCCUCCCGGAUACUCUCCAGGGGAGCCUUCUGUGGGCAGCUGGGCAGCGGCAGCAGGGGCAGUGCCUUCUGCUCUGGCAGGCACGGGCCCAGCAGUUCCAGGGCACAGCCAGGUGGUACCAGCAUACCCGCCAGAGGCGCAUCUUCCUCAGCUGGAGCCGCUGGGCAACAGCCCAAGGGGCCUGGAGAGAGCUGGCUUCCCACCGGGCCUGGGCUCGGACCUGCAGGGCUGUGCUGGGCCUGUGGCAUCAGCGGCUGCUGCAGUCACGGCUGGUGAAGCGGUGGGCCCAGGAGCAGGGCUGGCGGCUGGCACAAGAUGCCCUAUGCCACUGGCACUCCUGUUGGCAGGGGCAGCAGUUCCUGCAUGAAAAGUGCCAGACAUGGGUGCAGGUCCACCUCCAGGGCCUGCAGAAGGUGGUGUUCCGGAGCUGGCAGCAGGCAGCAGCUCAUCAGAGAUGCACAGUGACCCGGCCAGAGCAGCUGCUACUGCAGAGGGUCCUAGAGGCCUCGGCGCAGUCGGCGGUGCGCGGCGGUGUCCAGCGAGCCAUCGUCACCCAGCUCCGGCCGGCUGAGCUCAGGCGCUUCCUGCGGACAGCGCAGCUCAGGGUGCGGCUGGGACUGCCAGGGGCCGGCAAGACCUGCAGCUGCUGGACACAGGCCACAGAGCUGGUGCCUCCCGCGCCAUCACUGCAGUGCAGCCUGGGUGGACAGAGGAAGCCAAGGGGAACGGCCUGGGCUCAGAGGUGCAGGGAACAUUCCCUCUGCCCUGCCUUCCAGCUCUGGCCGCAGUGGUCUGGACAGAGUAGCUGGGUCCCAGGCCUGCCCCUGUGGACGAGGGACCAGGGACCAAGAGCGCACUCCAGCCCUGAGCCCAGAGCCCGCAAAGCCCAAAGCAAGGCCCAUAAACGGAGGCUAGGUGCUCGUUCCUGCAGGAUCCUGGAAAAGCAGGCCCAGGCCCAUGGCUCUGCCCUCCUUCUGGCCCUGAAGGAUCACGAUGCUCUUGGCCAUCAGGAGGAAGUACCUGCGGCACCGGUGCCUCGAGUCACUGCUUCACGGGCUGCGGGGUUCCCAGCAGGCCAGGUGCCUGGCGGCGGCAUGGCAACACUGGGUGGAUGCCCAAGGGGCAGAGCAGCUGGCGCGGACCCUGCUCAGGGAGUGGCACCUGAGAUGGGCCUGGUGGACGUGGUGGCAGCGGAUCCUGCGACUGCGAGUGGCUCAGCAGUUACAGCAGCAGGAAGAUGGGCCUUUAAGAAGUGGCACCAACGCCUGGCAGCCAGGAGCCCAAGGAGAGGAGCUGCCAGUAGCCCGAGACCCUGGAGCAAGCCAGGCCCCAAGGGCCCCGAGAGUGGACAGGAAGCUGCCGGAGCCCCGCGGGGUUGGGGGCUUGGGGCAGAGCAUGGGGCCCAGCUGCAGCUGUGACUUGUUCCCAUAGAAUAAAAAGCAGAACUGAA